Musa acuminata subsp. malaccensis (wild Malaysian banana) is the source of this 593-nucleotide messenger RNA. RefSeq names its product protein CYSTEINE-RICH TRANSMEMBRANE MODULE 9. The record is from RefSeq and is a predicted model, not a curated record. Gene Ontology annotation, cellular component: plasma membrane. Lineage: Eukaryota; Viridiplantae; Streptophyta; Magnoliopsida; Zingiberales; Musaceae.
CCACCACUUUAUCACUGCGCGUUUCCUCGAACACUAAGCAACCCUUCCAUCAUAUAAUACGCCCCUCUCUUCCCCCUCCCUCGUUCUCCCGCAUCCCCUUUGGUUUCGCCUUCUGCAUUCAUUUUGAUCCCCGUAGAUGAGUUACUAUGGUCAACAGCAGCCUCCUCCCCAAGCUUACCCCCCACCACCCAGUGCUUACCCUCCCCCGGGGCAGACUUAUCCCAUGCCACCUCAGGUCGGCGAUCCGGUGAAGGAUGGAGGAGCUGUCGUUGCGCAACCAGUCUCGGCAGAGACGCAGAGCCGAGGAGAUGGCUUCUGGAGAGGAUGCUGCGCUGCGCUAUGUUGCUGCUGCCUUCUUGACAUGUGCUUCUGAGACCAGUGGAAUGGCAGCUGACCUCUCAAUGCAUACAUCGCUUGAGCAGUUUUAAGUUCUUGUUUAGCUUAUCUAUGUAAAUGUUGGACUUCAUUGGGAUGUAGGAAAUCCUUGAUGUGAUCUCUACUGUUCUACGGUGACAUGUACUGCUCAAGCUAGUUGCUUGUUUUACUAGAUGGGUAUGCUUCAGAUUGCUAUAAAAGGUGGCUCAUUGCAACUA